AUGGAAGGUGAACAGCAACAGCAGCAGAGGAAGAGCAGUUGCAGUGAGACUACUCGAGUCCUGCUCCUGCCAUGGCUAGCUCACGGCCACAUCUCCCCCUUCCUAGAACUAGGGAAACGCCUCGCCGCUCGCAAAUUCAUCGUCUACUUGUGCUCAACGCCGGUCAAUCUUCACCCUUUAAAACCCAAACUCUCUUCAUCACCAAUCACACUGGUGGAGCUUCAUCUCCCAUCCUCCCCACAGCUCCCUCCCCAUUACCACACCACCAACGGCCUUCCUUCUCACCUCAUGCCCUUACUCAAGUCCGCCUUCGACGCCUCCACGUCAGCCUUCUCCUCCAUACUCGUCUCCGUUUCUCCAGACCUCGUCAUCUACGACUUCCUCCAGCCCUGGGCUCCACUCCUCGCCGCAUCCCUUCUCCACAUCCCAUCCGUCGAAUUCAUCACCACCAGCGCUGCACUGGCCUCCAUGGCUUCCCAUUUCUACAGAUUCAAUGCGGAGAAAACGCCAAUCCCGUUUUCUUCAAUUCAACUCCGGGAACGGGACCAGGAAGCGUUCGCCGAGUUGAUGGAAUCCGCCACCGCCGACGGGAUGAUGGACAUAACUCGCUACGAGCGCUGCACCGAGCGAUCGUCCAAGAUAGUUCUCAUCAAGACUUUUCGAGAAAUCGAAGGGAAAUACCUUGACUACUUAGAUCAUCUCACCGGGAAGAAGUUCGUCCCCGUGGGUCCUUUACUGGUGGCGGAUGAUAAAACAGAGCAAGACGGGAAGAACAGAGACGCUGUCGUUGAAUGGCUGGACCGGAAACAGAGUUGCUCCGCCGUAUUCGUCUCCUUCGGGUCCGAAUUCUUCCCUUCCGGUGACCUAAUUCGGGAAAUUGCACACGGAUUGGAGCUCAGCAGGGUCGAUUUCAUCUGGGUCGUCAGAUUUCCGUUGGGGAAGAGAGUGGAUUUGGCUGACGGUCUGCCGGAAGGGUUUUUCGAUAGGGUUGGAGGCAGGGGAAUGGUGGUUGAAGGAUGGGCGCCGCAGCCUGCGAUUCUCGCCCACCGGAGCGUGGGAGGGUUCGUGAGCCACUGCGGGUGGAGCUCCGUGAUGGAGAGCAUGUGGCAUGGAGUGCCGAUCGUCGCGGUGCCGAUGCAUUUGGAUCAGCCGGUGAAUGCGAGAGUGGUGGAAGAAGUCGGAGUUGGGGUGGAGGUGAAGAGAGAUGGGGAUGGGAAGCUUGAGAGAGGGGAAAUCGCGAAGGUGAUUAGGGAAGUGGUGAUGGAGGAGACUGGGGAGAAGGUGAGGAAGAAAGCGAAGGAGAUGAGUGAGGUGAUGAGGAGGAAAGGGGAGGAAGAGAUGGAUCGCGUUACAGAGGAGCUAAUAGAGCUUUGUUUCGAUCGAUCUUGUUAG
Molecule: messenger RNA, 1392 nt
Organism: Linum tenue
Lineage: Eukaryota; Viridiplantae; Streptophyta; Magnoliopsida; Malpighiales; Linaceae
Source: the annotation of a GenBank genome assembly